This is a messenger RNA of Quercus lobata, 2790 nucleotides long. Its product is annotated as wall-associated receptor kinase 2-like. Lineage: Eukaryota; Viridiplantae; Streptophyta; Magnoliopsida; Fagales; Fagaceae. Gene Ontology annotation, molecular function: ATP binding; polysaccharide binding; protein serine/threonine kinase activity. Bases 216 to 2558 code for a protein of 780 amino acids. Gene Ontology annotation, biological process: cell surface receptor signaling pathway; protein phosphorylation. The transcript has 3 exons. Gene Ontology annotation, cellular component: plasma membrane. The record is from RefSeq and is a predicted model, not a curated record.
ACCGAGCAAGAUCUUGAAGCACAUCCAAAGAUUCCAAACACAACAGAAUAAAUCUCUGUUGAGAAACAUAGUUGCUCAAGACUACAUGCCUCAUUGCCCCAAGUUUCGAAAUAUAGAAAUUCCAUUUCCAUUCUUGUAACUUCCCCCACUCAUCACUCUCCUCCCUCGCUAAGAAAAAGCCUACAAAAAGAGUACAAAGUUACUUAAAAUGUGUUAUGGCCGUACGUAAUGCACAAGGUGGUACUAUUGCCAUUGGCAACUGGCAUGAGGCACUACUCUUCACAUUGAUCUUACUAUGUGCAACAGAAGCAGCGGUUGCUUAUGAUGAGCUGCCUUCGAAAAAUUGUAGUGAUAUUGACCAGACCUGUGGCAGCCUCAAUAUUUCAUACCCAUUUGGCACAAGGGCAGGAUGUUACAUGAAUGAAGAUUUCCUCAUCACUUGCAAUCGCACCAACGACCCUCCCACAGCGUUUUUGGGUAAGAGCAAUAUAAUUGUGACGGACAUAUGGCUUUCGGGUGAAUUGCGUGUCUCUGUCGUCGUUGCCCAGGAUUGCUACAUGAAAGGUGGUUCUGCAUAUAUUCGUAAUUCAAAGGAUUCGACUAAUUAUAAUCAAGCCUCUUGGAUCAUUUUAUCCAAAUUUCCCAUCUCCAGCACUCGAAACAAGUUCACGGCCAUUGGUUGUGACACAUAUGCUUUGAUAAAUGGUUCUAGUGGGACAGCAUACACAACUGGGUGCAUGUCUCUAUGUUCUAACAUGAGUGAACUGGUUGAGGGGUCUUGCUCUGGCAUUGGUUGUUGCCAGACUGCUAUUCCAAAGGGAGUCAUGGGUUACAGAAUCAAUGUCAGUAGCUAUUUUAACCACGAAUAUGUGUAUGACUUCAAUCCUUGCAGCUACGCUUUUGUAGCAGAGGAAGGUACUUACAAUUUUUCUUCAAAAGAUCUGAAAGAUAUUACAAAAGGAAAGACGACCCAGGUGGUGCUCAAUUGGGCAAUAGGGAAUCAAACUUGUACUGAAGCUAAAAAAGAUCAUCCUCAAAAGUUCGUAUGCACAAAUAACAGUGAUUGUCAUAAUUCAGACAAUGGUCCAGGGUAUUGGUGCAAUUGUUCUAAGGGUUUCGAAGGCAACCCUUACCUUCCACAUGGCUGCCAAGAUAUUAAUGAGUGCGAGCGAAAUACCAGCCUUUGCCACAAAAAUUCAACAUGCAUCAAUUUAAGUGGUGCAUAUAAUUGUUCGUGUCUGCCAGGAUAUGAAGAUUAUAGCAAAGAAAGUGAUGGAUCGGGCUGCAAACCCAUACCACCACCACCACCCACACCAAAGUCUCAGACUACUUUUCCCUUGAUGAAUAGGAUUGUGCUAGGUGUAAGUGUUAGCCUCUUACUGCUACUUUUGGGCAUUUCUUGGUUAUACUUGGGACUCCGGCAAAGAAAGCAUACCAAACUCAAACAGAAGUUUUUUGAACAAAAUGGUGGCUUUAUGCUACAGCAACAACUUUCCAAGCACAAAGGAUCUGUGGAAACAACUCGAAUAUUUACAGCUGAAGAACUCAUGAAGGCAACAAACAAUUACCAUGAAAAUAGAAUCCUAGGCCAGGGAGGCCAAGGAACUGUGUACAAAGGAAUAUUAUCAGAUAAUAGAAUAGUUGCCAUUAAGAAGUCGAGAACAAUAGAUCGGAGUCAAAUUGAACAAUUCAUUAAUGAAGUGAUUGUGCUUUCCCAAGUGAACCAUAGGCAUGUGGUAAAAUUAUUGGGAUGUUGUUUGGAGACUCAAGUUCCUAUGUUGGUAUAUGAAUUUGUUACCAAUGGUACCCUUUUCAACCAUAUACACCACAUAGACCAUUCUUCCACACUUCAAUGGCAAUUACGAUUGCAAAUAGCUACAGAGACUGCAGGGGCACUUUCUUAUUUGCAUUUUGCUGCUUCCACUCCGAUCAUUCAUAGAGAUAUCAAGAGCACUAAUGUACUCUUAGAUGAUAAUUACGUAGCUAAGGUAUCUGAUUUUGGAGCUUCGAGGCUGGUUCCUCUGGAUCAAACUCAGUUAACCACAUUGGUGCAAGGCACACUUGGAUACUUGGAUCCUGAAUACUUUCAAUCAAGCCAGUUAACUGAAAAGAGUGAUGUUUAUAGUUUUGGAGUUCUCCUUGCAGAGUUACUAACCGGAAAGAAAGCACUUUCUUUUGAUAGGCCAGAAGCAGAGAGAAACUUAGCCAUGCAUUUUGUCUUAGCAAUGAAAGAGAACCGCUUGUUUGAAAUUCUUGACCGCAGAGUGUUGAAUGAGGGAAAUGCUGAGCAAGUUAUGGAGGUUGCCAUGUUAGUGAAGAGAUGCUUAAGCUUGAAGGGAGAAGAGAGGCCUACCAUGAAAGAAGUUGCAUUAGAACUUGAGGGCUUGAAAGCAAUGGAGAAGCCUCCACAUGUUAAAGGAAGUAUUAGUUCAAAAGAGACUGAGUACUCACUCAGUAGACCAGAUGAUGUUUGUCUCAGUGGUGCUAAUAGUGAUUCUGCAUGUUACGAUAGCAUAAAGAGCCAGGUUAAAAUAUCGGAACUUGAUGAUGGGCGAUAAUUAUUUAGAGUGUUAAAGAAUCAUACAAGGCUCGAGUCUAUCGUUAUUAUUGUUUUAUCAUUUUAUUUUAUUUUCUUUUCAAGCCGUAUUUGUAGGAAGUGUUGUUGUUUCUUUAUGAAAUUUCUAAUUCAUAAAAGAAGAGAGAUGUAUCCGCACUGCACUUGACACUAGUUGUCCCAGUGCACUCCUGUUUUGUUAUUAUUGAUUCAUAUCUAGUUACGAAAAUUUGCAA